Messenger RNA from Monosiga brevicollis MX1, 1634 nucleotides. RefSeq lists its product as uncharacterized. Gene Ontology annotation, biological process: protein phosphorylation. NCBI's taxonomy places the organism in Eukaryota, Choanoflagellata, Craspedida, Salpingoecidae. Bases 343 to 1500 code for a protein of 385 amino acids. The transcript is spliced from 6 exons. The record is from RefSeq and is a predicted model, not a curated record. Gene Ontology annotation, molecular function: NAD+ poly-ADP-ribosyltransferase activity; protein kinase activity; ATP binding.
GUCGCUCUCCAGCCUGGGCCAGCUUGAUCUUCAUUACAACCAAAACCACAAGGUGUACAAGGCCCGUGCCGCGCUGAAAGAUUCUGGGGAACAAGAUUUGGCCGUCAAGGAGUAUGCUUUUGCUCGGCAACACAAGCAGGACCAGUGCCGUACAUUCCUGCGCGAACUACGCGCCAUGCGCCAGCUUCAGCACCCACACAUCAUCCCGGUCCUCGGCGCGCUCGUGGACGUGCACAGUGGCCACCCCAGCGCCUACUUGGUGCAGCUGUGGUGUACGCAAGGGGAUCUGCAGCAGUGGCUCGCAAGGGCUUGGUGCAUCGAGAUGUCAAGCUGAGCAACAUCAUGUUGGACGGUGCAGAGGACCAGCCUGUAGUGCGGCUGGGUGAUUUCGACAUUGCCAAAGCCGCCGCUGAAGCUACGAUGUUGCCUUGUACUGCCACCGCGUCGUCGGGUACGGCGGGCUACGUCGCACCGGAGGUGCUUUUCGGCCAGGGUCGAGUAGGCGCGCGCCCGGCACAAGAUGCCUUUUCCUUCGGCUGCGUUCUCUACAACACGUACAUGUAUCCACAAACGGUGCCGCCUGCUCAGUCACGGGGCGAUGAGGUCGUGGAUCAAUGCAGAUGGAAUUUACCAGCGAGAGUUAGUGUCUGCAGCUUUCCGCACUUGGCGGCUGAGAUAUGCGAUUCGUCGAGUGAUUUGUACAAGGAAACACGGGCCUUGCUUGCAACAGAUCCGAAACAACGGCCGAGCCUAUUGAGCGGCCGGCAGAUUGCAGAACGAUCUGUCGCGGCCCAUGCCGGGCCAGCUAUUGACGUUUUGCGCGACGCACCCGAGCUCAUCCCCGAGCCGACUGAUUUGACCCCAUUGUGUACUAAGGUGGUUGAGCUGCUACAGCAGCUGAGUGCUGACGGGCAGGGACCAAGCAACGUUGCAGUGCGGCGGGUGGAGCGUGUGCAGAACCCCGUGCUGUGGGAACGGUACAGCGCCAAGCGACGGGAGAUGCUGCACCGCCUCACGGGUCAGGAGCACUAUGAUCGACUUCAUACGGCCACGUUGGAUGCGCUCUCGGGCUGUCCAGCUUUGCUUCGAGAUGCAUCCUGUCAAGAGCGCUUGUUGCUCCACGGCAUUGCGCCCGUGCGAUCACUUCGAGACAAGAUUGUGCGCCUGGGCUUUGAUCAUCGCUUCGCUGGUCGCAGCUCAGGCCACAAGUAUGGUCUUGGCGUUUACUUGGCCGACCAUCCUAGAAAGAGUCACCAUUAUGCGACGCCUGGAGCAAACGGCGAGCGGAUGCUCAUUAUUACGCGAGCCCUGUUAGGCCAUGCCUAUGUCCGUCCUUCGCCUCGUUCUCGGGCACUGGCUCCUCCACUGCUGCCCGAUGCACCCAACAACGAGCGAUUUGACUCGGUCAUCGCGACGCCGCCCAGACGUUUUCACGAGGUGAUUAUCUUUGAGAAUGCUCAAAUCUAUCCCGAGCUGGUGGUGUACUACACGGCCGAUUAGGAUGCUCGUGCUGCGUGUUUGUGUGUUUGUGUAUUUGUGUGUUUGUGUGUUUGUGUGCUGUCGGCUUGUCCGUUUGUUGCUUUGCCACAUGCCACGCAAGGGAAGGGGCCAUUGAUGAAUUGACCUCCGGACGG